GCAGUUUUCCCCCAUCACCCAUACGUUUCAACAAAUUAUGGUUGUUGCGGAAGAAAUGGAACAGAAAUUCGCGGCGAACUUCCUAGAAAGAGAAAACUACCCUAGAGACGGAGAUUCGACAGAUCUUGCACGAGCAAUAGCAGAGUUGGAUGCUUUACAGAACAAAUUUGAAAACAUGGGGUUUGUAUCAGGACCUGUCACCUAUAUGGAACAGAUAGGCCCCAAACGAGUAGUCCUAAGCGAGACUCUGAGCAUCUCUGCUCCUAUGAUGCCCCCGCCCAUCAGGGCCUUACCCCCGCCGCCGGUUGAGGCUCCUGUACGAUCAAACGAGUCGGCGGCCAUUUUCGAACUAACCAAGACCUUGAUUAGUUUGAUCCAAGAAAGCAAAAAGGAGCAACGAGAGCACAAUGCUCGGCUGGAAGCCAUGAUGAGGAACAUGCGACCCAUUGCGGUGCGUGCCCCUCUGAUGCAGCAAGGAUUAGCCCCAGCCCCUGCUCUCGGGGGAGCUGCGAACAAUCAAAAUGUCUGCUACGCCUGUCAUCAGCCCGGACACCUAGCCCGUGAUUGCCCCCACCGACCCCCACAACAGCGGAUCAGAGCCGCACCUAUGGCUGCGGCUCCCAUGGCCAACGGACCUGGACGAGUCGGAGCCCUGAUGGAAGAAAUAGAGGGUGGGGGAAGUGCCCUGGCUACCUCAAGAGAGGCCGCCGAGCUAAUCCCGCUAAACCAGUACGUAUCGCUAGGAUAUCCUGGGCUUGGAAUGAUCGGAACAAUCCGACCAGCACCAGAACCGAAAGAGGUGGCGGAGUGGCGACCGUCCCUAGGAGAAAUGGAGUUGGGAGGACCCUCCUUCGUCACAGGGGAGAUCGAUGUAUUAAACAUCAUCCAAGCUUUGGACCAUCGGAUUCCCCUUCCGAUUGGUCAUCUGCUCUCGAUCUUCGAGCAAGCCAACGAGCGAAUGUUACAGCAUUGCAAAGCGAACCGAAAGCGAUUCGCCCUUGCCCGAACCCCAAACGCGAAAGCCAAAAGCCCCGCGCCCGAAGAAAACCCCGCAAACUCGAGAAAAGUUGCGGCAGUGAAGGAAGCUCCGGUUCCCACGUCACUGACGCAAGUUCGAGCCUUCUUGGGACUAGUGUCGUACUAUCGGCGCUUCAUCAAGGGCUUUGCCGCGAUUGCACGACCACUACCGAAUCUGUUAUGGAAGGACCAGCCUCUCAGCUGGGACGCGGAGUGCCUGCAGGCCUUUGCAACCCUCAAGGACGCUUUGGCAACGACCCCUAUUUUGAUUCGACCGGACCCCUCGAAGCAGUUCAUUCUCAUCACGGACUGGCAACCGGAGGCUAUUUCCGCUAUUCUGGCGCAGAAGGGGAACGAUGGUCGCGAACAUGUCAUCGAGUAUGCGUCACGAACCGUGCCGGACGAACGGAGAAAUGACUCCGCACCUCAGGAAUUCGUCGAGCUCUCAUUUUGCCUGCUACGAGUGGGUCUGAACUGGAUGUGGGAAGGCGAUCAGAGGCCCGCGUCGGAGAUUGUGGAGUUGCUCGUCAUUCAGGCGUGGAGGACUAACGUGGCAGGAGAUCUUCUGGGAUUCGUCUUUGGAGCUGUGGAUCGAGGAAACCGAUCACAGAUCAUGCGCGAACUUACGAUCGUGAUCGCGCGAUUGGCCGACAAACUCCCCCUCGACAUCGUCUCUCAGAGCGACGAGGAACCCGUGCCACAUACCCUCUCAAGGACUCUCGCCCCGAGCCUCCUGUGGUCGGCUUGUAUCGAGGAGCGCUGGGCAGACGACCGUUUUCCCUCCCGUAGCGAGUACCUGAACGUCCACAGUAUGACUAAUCCCUGCUUCUUUCGGCAACCAACGGCGUUCGAGUGGGCGGCGCUGAGAGCAGAAGAGGAGGCCGAAGAGGAAUCGGAAGGAGAAUUGAGGAGAGAGGCCGGGGAAGCAGCGGCCCGAUUGGCCGAGGACGAGGAAGAAGAGCGCGAAGCAGAAGAAGAGUCGGCGGAAGCUGAAGAAGAAGAAGAAGAAGAAGAAGCAGAGGAGGAGACUUCGGAGGAAGAGAAAGAGGCCUAUAGUGAGUACAUCGAGGGUGAGCAAAUUGAGGAGGAGGUCGAAGACGACGAAGAAGUGGAAAGCGGGGACGACCCGGAGCCAACGCACAACGAGCUCGAGUGGGUGUCAGGACCAGAUCGACAAGAGGAAAACCCUGAGGCUGCUGCACAACGCAAGAAAGAGAUCGAGGAAGGAAAGCGGCUGGCGAUCGAUCCCGCACCAAACGAUCCUUUCAAGGAUCCCGAGCCGCCCAAGCCGGAGCAUGGAGACCUUGCGGCCACGACCUCAAGAGCCGCGACGACAAGGCGCCGACCCCGAUCCCGAUCCACGUCCCCCUCCGCCUCCGCCCGUCCCCCAAUUCGUCAACGUGUCAAUGAGGGGCUUAGCCCUUCGUCCCCGAUCCAUAUACCACCAUCCCCUUAGCUAUCUCUCUUUCAAUCAUUAUUUCCAUCGCGUCG
Molecule: messenger RNA, 2508 nt
Organism: Chara braunii
Lineage: Eukaryota; Viridiplantae; Streptophyta; Charophyceae; Charales; Characeae
Source: the annotation of a GenBank genome assembly